AUGAUCCUCAGAUCUUCUGGAAAAGGUCAUGUGUACCCAACUAGCUAUGUACCUUAUCUUUUUGACUAUCAAUCGAAGAAAAAAACAGUGCCUUUCAUUGUCUCUUAUGUGGAAUCCCUGGAUCGUCUCGGGGUGGAUGCCGUGGAUCGCAUCGUGGCAGAGGGCCUUCCACUGCUCGUGGAACAAAUGCUGCAGGACUCAACGUUCAACAAAAUUCAGGAAACGCAUCGCCAAUUCUCGGUCCAGAUCCUGGAACAAGCCAUGGUCCAGCCCCGACAUCAUCAGCUGGGAGAGGUCGAGGAAGAGGAACCCUACGUGCCAGAGCUCGCGGAAGAGGGACAGUUCGCGGUUCAGUUCAGCGUGCUCGAUCAGCUUCUUUUACUUCAGAAUCAAGUUCAGUUGCUUCAAACACUUCUAAAAGUACCAACAAAAAGCCUUCCUCCCAAAAACCUUCCCUUCAAAAAAAGCAAAAAGCCAACUUUAUAA
Molecule: messenger RNA, 486 nt
Organism: Caenorhabditis briggsae
Lineage: Eukaryota; Metazoa; Nematoda; Chromadorea; Rhabditida; Rhabditidae
Exons: 2
Coding region: 1-486 (161 amino acids)
Source: RefSeq, a predicted model, not a curated record